Messenger RNA from Exophiala viscosa, 1095 nucleotides. RefSeq lists its product as uncharacterized. NCBI's taxonomy places the organism in Eukaryota, Fungi, Ascomycota, Eurotiomycetes, Chaetothyriales, Herpotrichiellaceae. The transcript has 3 exons. The record is from RefSeq and is a predicted model, not a curated record. Bases 1 to 1095 code for a protein of 364 amino acids.
AUGCCCACAACCCGUCGUGCGGUCAAGGCGCCUGGCCAUCUCAAUGACAUCAAGGAGUACGGUGCCACUCAGAAGGACGAUAAUGUCUCCAAGAAACGUUCUCGCGAUAUGGAUGGCGACACCACCGAGGAGGACCUUACUGUCUCCGCGAAACGCGCACUUGAUAGCGAUGACGACCUCACUGUUACGAAGAAGCGUAAGGUGCAUGACAGUGGCGGCAGCUGGCUGUUCUUCAAGGAGACUGUCGUCAAGAAGCGCAGUGGCCAGGGCUUGAAGAUCAAGCUCAAGGUCGCCGCUCCCAAGGACAUGACCCCAACCACCAAGACGGAAACCAAGGUGGACGUUCAUCAGAAGUCUACCGAGAGCAAGAUGCCUGUAGUUGAUGUUACCCCUGACAAGCGUUCAACCGGCAAGAAGCGUGUCUGGAGUGAUACCGACGAGGAGACUCCAGCCAGCAAGAAACCCAAGACUGCGGGUUGUGAUGAGGGUCACCUGGAUCACAAGAAGCCUGUCAACAAUGACAAUCAAGGCAAGGACCAGGUGCAAGCCAUCGAAAAUGUCGAGGUUGUUAUACCAGUGAAGAAGAGAGUCCGACCUAUCGUGUGGGACUCCGACGAGGACGACUGGGAUGUUGCUACGAGCGACAACAAGAGAAAGAGAGACGCCGAUGAUGAUGAAGAGAAUGCCGCAAAGAAGCGGAGAUACGAUGUUGUACGCCCUGAAUCGGACAAGGAGAACAUGCGGACCAAGAAGACCACCAAGUCCUCUAGGAAACUUGCCGAGCCACGUACUCGCAAGCAAUCUUCAGUCGUGCUUACGGACAAGCAGGCGAAUGCACCAGGAGCUUUGAAAGGUCAGGCUGACAAGACAACCAAGAACACCAAAGGUCAGGCUAGCAAGUCGACUAAGCGUUUGAACGUUGCCAGAGAUGAGCCCAAGAAGACCACCAAGCGUGGCAAGCGAGGCAAGAAAGAAGAGCCGAAACCUGAGCGACUCACCACUGGGCAACGCCGACGUUUUCAGAAAGUCAAACCUGACCUGAGAACUCCGGAAGAAAUCGAGUACUCGAAGACGUUUGGCCGUCGUUGGGACUGA